AUGAACCAGUCCCCAAAUGAAUAUCGAAUGACGGUUCACUUGUUCGGCGCUACCUCUUCCCCAUCUUGUGCAAAUUUUGCACUGAAGUGUGCUGCUGAUGCAUACGAAGAUAGUUGUGGGACGGCGGCAGCCGACUUCAUACGGAAGGACUUCUACGUCGAUGAUGGACUAAAGUCAGUCCCAACUUCCGAUGAAGCCCUGAAGUUGAUAGAAGACAGCAGACGGCUGUGUCAGAAGAGUGGAUUUCACCUUUAUAAGUUCAUCUCCAAUGACAAGGUGGUUGUGAAUUCCAUACCUCUCAGUGAACGAGCCAAGGAUGUUCAGAACGUUGACGUGUUCUCAGAAGGCCUUCCCAUCGAGCGUACUCUAGGUGUACAGUGGUGUGUUGAAUCCGAUGCUUUCCAGUUCAGAGUCCACUUCAACGACAAACCACCCACUCGUCGCGGCAUCAUGUCGAGCGUCAGCUCCAUAUUUGAUCCACUUGGUCUGGUAGCACCAGUCUUGCUUGUUGGAAAACGCAUUCUCCAAACCUUGUGUCGUGAUGGGUAUGCAUGGGACGACCCAAUCUCAGAGGAAAUCAGAUCAGAGUGGGAGAAAUGGAGGAACGACAUCCUGCAUUUGGCAUCACUGAAUAUCCCACGAUGCUACAAGCCUGAGAAGUUUGAUGUCAUCAAGUCAGCAGAACUGCAUCACUUCUCCGAUGCCAGUACCGAAGGCAGUGGUCAGUGUAGCUACUUGCGACUGAUAGACGACAAAGGAAGUGUAUGUACAACUCUGGUCAUGGGAAAGUCCAGAGUAACUCCUUCGAAGCCAGUUACCAUCCCUCGACUGGAACUUACAGCAGCCGUCAUCUCGGUGAAAGUCAGUACUUUCCUCAUGAAGGAACUAGAGUAUAGCGAUGUGACUCAGUUCUACUACACUGAUAGCAGAGUCGUACUCGGGUAUAUUGCCAAUGACAGCAAGAGGUUCCACAUAUUCGUCGCCAACCGCGUGCAGAAGAUCAGAGAUCACACCACACCUGAAGAUUGGCGACAUGUUGACACUAAAACUAACCCAGCAGAUGCAGCUUCCCGAGGUCUUUCUGCCGAGUCGCUCAUCAAGAGCAAACUCUGGUGGAGUGGUCCAGGUUUCCUGCAAGAAAGAGAAACCCCUCCACCUGACACUGAGUACGUGGAGCCAAGUUCAAACGACCCAGAUUUGAAGAAGGCAUCUGCAUUCAAUGUCCACACUGAGGCCUCCAACUACCCGAGCAUGCUUGAAAGAUUCCAGUCCUACUCAAACUGGUUUCGCCUGAAACGUGCAGUAGCAUUGUGCCAACGCUACAUGAAGAAGCUUAGAGAUCACUGCUUCAAAACAGCUACUACUGCACCUGAUGCCAACACCCCCCUCACUGUAGACGAACUCCAGCAUGCAGAACGACUGAUACUGAGGCUAACUCAAGAGGAAGCAUUUCCAAAGGAAAUUCGAGCCCUCAGCAAACCCGAUGGUCUUCCUAAUGGCGAGCAGCAAGGCCCAGGAAACCCCCUGAACAAGAGCAGUCCUCUGUAUAUGCUUGACCCAGUCAUAGAUGAAACGAAGCUGUUGAGAGUCGGUGGACGCAUCAAGCAAGCCAAAGCACCUAAAGAGAUCAAGCAUCCCAUCUUGCUUCCACGUCAUGGCCACGUGACUGACCUGGUGAUUGAACACUACCAUGUUCAGAGUUGUCACUCAGGCCGUGGCAUGACACUGAAUAGCAUUCGCCAAGCUGGCUUUUGGAUUCUGGGGGCAAGAUCAGCUGUUACCAGCCAUAUUUGGAAGUGCGUGACCUGCCGCAAACUCAGACGUGCUCCCUGUGGGCAGAAGAUGGCAGAACUACCCAAGGACAGAUUGGAUCCAUCCGCACCCUUCACCUAUAGCGCUGUAGACUACUUUUGGUCCCUUCAUGAUUAA
Messenger RNA from Patiria miniata (bat star), 1929 nucleotides. RefSeq lists its product as uncharacterized. The transcript has a single exon. NCBI's taxonomy places the organism in Eukaryota, Metazoa, Echinodermata, Asteroidea, Valvatida, Asterinidae. Bases 1 to 1929 code for a protein of 642 amino acids. The record is from RefSeq and is a predicted model, not a curated record.